AUGGAUGAGACUUUGAUUGCCACCAUCAACAAGCUACAGGACGCCUUGGCCCCAUUGGGUGCUGGAUCCGCCUCACCAGUCGAUCUCCCUCAAAUCACAGUCGUUGGUUCUCAAUCCUCUGGGAAAUCUUCAGUAUUGGAAAACAUUGUCGGUAGAGAUUUCUUACCAAGAGGUACUGGUAUCGUUACAAGAAGACCAUUGGUGCUACAAUUGAUCAAUAGAAGAGCUACAAAGAACCAAUCAAAUCAAGAUUUAUUAAACCUUUCUCAAGAAUCCGAAGUUAAAGGUCAAUCCGAGGAUAAUGCUCAAGAAUGGGGUGAAUUCUUACAUUUACCUGGUAAGAAAUUCUUCAAUUUUGAAGAAAUUAGACAAGAAAUUGUAAAUGAAACUGAUGCUAAAACUGGUAAAAAUCAAGGUAUAUCAUCUGUUCCAAUUAAUUUAAGAAUCUAUUCUCCACAUGUUUUAACUUUAACCUUGGUUGAUUUACCAGGUUUAACUAAAGUCCCAGUUGGUGAUCAACCAAAAGAUAUUGAAAAGCAAAUUAAAGAUAUUCUUUUAAAAUUCAUUUCAAAACCAAAUGCUAUUAUUUUGUCAGUUAAUGCUGCAAAUACAGAUUUAGCAAAUUCUGAUGGGUUAAAAUUAGCAAGAGAAGUUGAUCCAGAAGGUACAAGAACCAUUGGUGUCUUGACAAAAGUUGAUCUUAUGGACCAAGGUACUGAUGUUAUUGAUAUCUUGGCUGGUCGUGUUAUCCCAUUAAGAUAUGGUUAUGUUCCAGUUAUAAAUAGAGGUCAAAAGGAUAUUGAAGGUAAGAAAACAAUUAGAGCUGCAUUACAAGAUGAAAAAUCAUUUUUCGAAAACCAUCCAUCUUAUAGAUCAAAAGCUCAUUAUUGUGGUACUCCAUAUCUAGCUAAAAAAUUAAAUUCAAUUCUUUUACAUCAUAUUAAACAAACUUUACCAGAAAUCAAAUUAAGAAUUGAAACUGCCUUGAAAAAAUACCAAAAUGAAUUGGCUCAAUUAGGUCCUGAAACCAUGGAUUCUCCAAAUUCAAUUGUUUUAAGUAUUAUCACAGAUUUUUGUAAAGAUUAUAAUGGUAUAUUAGAAGGUGAAGCUAAAGAAUUAUCAAGUAUGGAAUUAAGUGGUGGUGCAAGAAUUUCAUUUGUUUUCCAUGAAAUUUAUAAAAAUGGUAUAAAUGCUCUAGAUCCAUUUGAUCAAAUCAAAGAUACUGAUAUUAGAACUAUAAUGUAUAAUAGUUCAGGUGCUGCUCCUUCAUUAUUUGUUGGUACUCAAGCUUUUGAAGUUUUAGUUAAACAACAAAUUCAUAGAUUUGAAGAUCCUUCAGUUCGUUGUAUUAAUUUAAUUUUUGAUGAAUUGGUUAGAAUCUUGACUCAAAUUUUACAAAAUCCAAAAUAUUCAAGAUAUCCAGCUUUAAAAGAAAAUUUAUCAAAUUCUUUUAUUGAAUUUUUAAGACAAGCUUUAAUCCCAACAAGUCAAUUUGUUACAGAUAUUAUUAGAUCAGAGGAAACUUAUAUCAAUACUGCACAUCCAGAUUUAUUAAAAGGUUCUCAAGCAAUGGCAAUUGUUCAAGAAAGAUUACAUCCAAGACAAGUUCAAGUUGAUCCAAAAACUGGUAAACCAUUACCAAAUGCUGCUACAUCACCAGCACCAUCAAUUAAUGAAGAUGAUAAAUCAAGUGGUGGAUUUUUCGGUGGGUUUUUCUCAUCUAAAAAUAAAAAAAGAUUAGCUGCAAUGGAAGCACCACCUGCAGUUUUAAAAGCUUCAGGUGCAAUGACUGAUCGUGAAACUCAAGAAACUGAAGUUAUCAAAUUAUUAAUUCAAAGUUAUUUCACAAUUGUUAAAAGAACCGUUGCUGAUAUAAUACCAAAGGCAAUUAUGUUGAAAUUAAUUAUUAGAUCCAAAAAUGAAAUUCAAAAAAUUUUAUUAGAAAAAUUAUAUGGAGCAAAUGAUUUGAAUGAUUUAGUUAAAGAAAAUGAAAUUACAAAACAAAGAAGACAAGAAUGUUUGAAAAUGGUUGAAGUUUUAAAACAUGCUAAUGAUAUUGUUUCAUCUGUUUAA
Hansenula anomala is the source of this 2073-nucleotide messenger RNA. RefSeq names its product dynamin-like GTPase VPS1 (gene VPS1). The record is from RefSeq and is a predicted model, not a curated record. Gene Ontology annotation, cellular component: microtubule; cytoplasm; membrane. Gene Ontology annotation, biological process: peroxisome organization. Lineage: Eukaryota; Fungi; Ascomycota; Saccharomycetes; Phaffomycetales; Wickerhamomycetaceae. The transcript has a single exon. Bases 1 to 2073 code for a protein of 690 amino acids. Gene Ontology annotation, molecular function: GTP binding; microtubule binding; GTPase activity.